Dothidotthia symphoricarpi CBS 119687 is the source of this 1515-nucleotide messenger RNA. RefSeq lists its product as uncharacterized. Lineage: Eukaryota; Fungi; Ascomycota; Dothideomycetes; Pleosporales; Dothidotthiaceae. Bases 215 to 1471 code for a protein of 418 amino acids. The transcript has 3 exons. The record is from RefSeq and is a predicted model, not a curated record.
UCAACAGCGUACUUGUGAAGCAUUCACUAUCUCGCUCUAAGCUUCCUUGUGUGUCCGUCUGAUAUUGGGGCGAGAAUCUAGCUUUGGUCCUCAACAACUUAGGUCAACGCUCAAGAACGCCCUUCGACCUACCCAAGGCGCUUACUGAGUCUGCCUCGAACGGAAGUCGGAAUCGUUUAGAAGCCCAUCCCAGUUAUCAAUUGGAUUGUGAAACAUGGUGGAAAACUUGGCAAAUCACAUAAAUCUGUCGGAAGAGGCUGUGCGCCCAGAAUUGCCCCAACUUCGCCUUGAGUUGGACGCAAGCAAGACUUUGUCGUUGACGCUUCCAUAUGAGAUUCGGUUCUUGAUCAAGCGUUCAGAUGGCCCCGCUGACAAGCCUGUCAUCUUUGAAUGGAAUCAAUAUGACCAAGGACUUCGGAAAUCAGCUCUUGUGCUUCUCCGUCACACUGCGAACAACCUUGAAGCUAUAGCUAUUGAUCAUUCAGGUCUGGGUGACCUAAGCCGUCAUGAGCCUUUGGUGGUAAACAGCCACAGCCAUGAUCUUUGGGAGCUUGCCCCAAGAGGAACCGUUACAUCGAAGGUGACUUUACCCGAACGAUACCAGAAGUUGCUCAAGUCUGGUGAGACAUACACCUUACUAUGGCCGGGCGGUGAUAUAGGGACAUGGGAUUACGGCACUGUACGUGAGCACAUCGGUCAAGAGCUCAAGGACAAUGCGCAUGCUCUCGUUUUAGCUGGCGGGCCUCAUGUCACAUUUACUGCUCAUGUCGAGUCCCAGCCUUGGCCCAUGCGAUUAACACGAGAAGCUCGAGUUGGUCUUGACAGGGCCAAUUUGGAAGAGCAAAGGUGGCGACGUAGUCAAAACCAGACGAAAGAUACGUUCCCACCUGCAAAACACAUAGACCGUGACCCCGAUGCUCCGAAUCUCAGCGUUUUGCUUGAGUGCCCAUCUUCAUUUCGCCAGGACAUCCUUUUCGAAGUCACUGUCAAGGUUACGUAUCAUGCGGAGGCAACCGCACGACCUAUAAUAUUCCAUACACGCAUCUUCAAUGAUAUUCACUGGUAUCAAGUUGGACGGCUUUGCAAUGGAACCUGGGAGGGAUACGACAACGGAAAAAGCGGAUGUUGCGGCUUUCUGAUAGUGGACGACCCUGAUGUCCCUGUCAAUGUCAGCCAGAACGACCGGUUUGCCAGCCUACAGCCUGGCCAGUCGUGGACGACGACGCGACGCGUAGGAUAUAACGGGAUAGAGAUACCUGACGACGCUAAGAAUGGUGAAACUUUCCGCUUUGUCUUUACUGGCGAAUUAUUGGACUGGUGGAAUUGGGGGUCAAAGGCAGAUCACGAAGAUACAGUGGUUAUGUUGCCCUGCUUUCUUUGGGGACCUGUGGUCAACCCCAAAGAUAACGAUGGAAGGCCAAAAUUGUUCGUGCCAACUUCAAAUGUGGUCGAAUUUACUUUUGUAGAAUAGUCUAGAUUACCUAUUAGCUACUUCUAAUAGCUAUUGCAAUUUAG